Messenger RNA from Physella acuta, 459 nucleotides. Its product is annotated as ESX-1 secretion-associated protein EspK-like. The record is from RefSeq and is a predicted model, not a curated record. NCBI's taxonomy places the organism in Eukaryota, Metazoa, Mollusca, Gastropoda, Physidae.
AUGGGGGAUGAGUGGACAGAGGACAGUCAGGACGAAGGAGGUGAUGAUGUAGCUGAGAGUCAGCAGGAGGUCAAAGGUGAAGUCAUAUCAGAAGGUAAAACACCAGGUACAGUCCCUAUGACCCCAGGUAAAACACCAGGUACAGUCCCUAUGACCCCAGGUAAAACACCAGGUACAGUCCCUAUGACCCCAGGUAAAACACCAGGUACAGUCCCUAUGACCCCAGGUAAAACACCAGGUACAGUCCCUAUGACCCCAGGUAAAACACCAGGUACAGUCCCUAUGACCCCAGGUAAAACGCCAGGUACAGUCCCUAUGACCCCAGGUAAAACACCAGGUACAGUCCCUAUGACCCCAGGUAAAACACCAGGUACAGUCCCUAUGACCCCAGGUAAAACACCAGGUACAGUCCCUAUGACCCCAGGUAAAACACCACUGUGUACAGAGGCAGUCGCGUGA